CACACCUGCGCUUCAUCCUGUACUGGCACUCGGUGCACCGCAGUCGCACAGCCAAAACACAACUGAAUCAUUGUGUGAGCCAAACUUUGUAUCAACAAGACAACCGAGGAAGGCAGCGGGGAGUGGUAGAAAGGUGCGACUCUUCCACUUUCUCUUUGAGAUGCUGGAGGAUCCAAACAUGGCCCAUUGUGUGGCCUGGGUGCCAGCAGCUGCCGGCGUCUUUCGCUUUUCCUCCACCAACAAGGAUCAGGUGGCGACGCUGUGGGGGCAGAGAAAGGGGAACAAGAGGCCGAUGACGUACCAGAAGAUGUCCCGUGCCCUCAGGAACUACGCUCGCUCCGGAGAGAUCUUCAAGGUGAAGAAAAAGCUCACCUACCAGUUCAGCCAGAACACCCUAACACUACUGCGGAGGAACCACAGAGGACAGGUGUAACUCAGACUACAUGUUGUGCAUAUUUUGUGUGAUUUUUGUGUCUUUAAAAUUGUAAAAGUUUGUUUUCCCCCAUUUUUCUAACAUAUAAGCUUUUAUUUCA
Molecule: messenger RNA, 533 nt
Organism: Notolabrus celidotus (New Zealand spotty)
Lineage: Eukaryota; Metazoa; Chordata; Actinopteri; Labriformes; Labridae
Gene: spi2
Product: Spi-2 proto-oncogene
Exons: 2
Coding region: 161-433 (90 amino acids)
Biological process (GO): regulation of transcription by RNA polymerase II; cell differentiation
Cellular component (GO): nucleus
Molecular function (GO): sequence-specific DNA binding; DNA-binding transcription factor activity, RNA polymerase II-specific
Source: RefSeq, a predicted model, not a curated record